GUUCUCCGAUCAACAAUUACUUGUAAGUAUGCACCUACUUACAAUUGAAUCUCCACUCUCCAAUCUUGAAAAUAUUGCUGGAAAUCGGUCGUUAGAAGAAGAAGAAGAAGAAGAUGGUGAUGUUGUUGUCGGCAUUGGGAUUGAAUAAGUACUCAAACUUCUCCAGGCUACUCCCCGCCGGAGCUGGCCGGCUGAGGGUUCUUCUCAUCACUCCUUCCUCACUUACCCUCCCUUCUUAUUACUCUUCUAAAGAAGAGGCUGAAGAUGACGAAGAAAAGGCAAAGCAAUCCGGCAAGAAAUUCAAAGAAAGGUUAAGCGACGUCAAGACUGCGGCCAAAUUCGUCAGAGAUGUCGCCAAUUCCGACACUGAUUCGUACAAAAUGGACAAAGACACCAAGGAAACAAUCACGAAAGUGAAAGAGGCAGCUGAGACUGUGAAAGACGGGGUGAAUGACGUGAAGAAGACCACCAAAUUUGUGCGCAACAUUGCCUCUUCCACGGCUGACACGGUGAAGAAGCUGGCGAAAGAGGCUACAGACAAAGUAUCAAACUCGGCGAUUCAAGGCACCACUGAAAUCGUCAAGGACAAAGUGAAAGGGAAAUUUGAUUGAGCCGUUUUGGGUUUCCAUUUGAACCGAGGAAAAUGUACACUUAGAUGUAUCACGUUCCUGAUUCAUAUGACAUGAGGAAAAGAUAUUCAAUUUACUUCAUGAUUGAUAUAAAGUCCUUAGAUUUAU
Molecule: messenger RNA, 737 nt
Organism: Linum trigynum
Lineage: Eukaryota; Viridiplantae; Streptophyta; Magnoliopsida; Malpighiales; Linaceae
Source: the annotation of a GenBank genome assembly